This is a messenger RNA of Chaetomium strumarium, 1699 nucleotides long. Its product is annotated as coatomer epsilon subunit-domain-containing protein. NCBI's taxonomy places the organism in Eukaryota, Fungi, Ascomycota, Sordariomycetes, Sordariales, Chaetomiaceae. Gene Ontology annotation, molecular function: protein binding; structural molecule activity. Gene Ontology annotation, biological process: intra-Golgi vesicle-mediated transport; endoplasmic reticulum to Golgi vesicle-mediated transport; retrograde vesicle-mediated transport, Golgi to endoplasmic reticulum. The transcript has 4 exons. The coding region runs from base 388 to 1272 and encodes 294 amino acids. The record is from RefSeq and is a predicted model, not a curated record. Gene Ontology annotation, cellular component: COPI vesicle coat.
AACCAGCCGCAUGAUGUUUGCUUUUUGAGACCAGUACUUAUGACCUAUAUGUGGCGAGAAUCGGUCAUCUGGGGGGCCUCGACGUCUGCAAAAUAGUUUGUCUGUCCGGGGUAAAUCAUGCUGCUUGCCUGGCAGUGAGCUGAUGGAAGUUGGGUAAGAACUUGAAGCCAGGGGAAACGUGAUCCCAUUUUUGACGGAGGAAUGCAACCACGUACCCUAACCCUGUGAUUUUGGCACGGCUUGUCCCGCGCGAGUCCACAUCCCGCAGAAGGAAGCUCCACGUUGUCGAUAAGCCGACCGGUCACUGUCAAGUUGUCAAGCGCAUCUCCCGCACCGAACGACAGACAACCCUCACCCUCAACAUAACCCCGAAACCACCUGCCCACCAUGGACCCCUACUCGGCCGAAGGCGAAUUGAUCAACAUCCACAACCACUUCCACCAGGGCCAAUACCAGGAAGUGGUCGACUUCGACGUCUCGUCGCUCUCCGCGGAGAACGCGCUGCCCGCCCGCGUGCUGCAGCUGCGCGCGCGCGUCGCCUUGGGCCAGGCCGAGAAUGUGCUGGCCGACGUGCGGGGCGAGACGGCGCCCGAGCUGCAGGCCGUGAGCGCCCUGGCGGAGCAGGCGCUGGGCAACACCGACGCGGCGGUCAAGACGGUCGAGGGGCUCGCGCAGUCGGCGGCCGACAACGCCACGGUGCAGGUGCUGGGCGGGACAGUGCUGCAGGCGGCGGGCAGGUCGGAGGAAGCGCUGGCGCUGUUGGGGCAGCAUCAGGGGAGUUUGGAUGCCGUUGCGCUUAUUGUGCAGAUUCAUCUCCAACAGAACAGGAAUGAUCUCGCUGUGAAGGAGGUCGCUGCCGCACGGAGGUGGGCGCAGGAUAGCCUUCUGGUGAACCUCGCAGAAUCGUGGGUUGGGUUGCGACUGGGCGGCGAGAAGUACCAACAAGCAUUCUACGUGUUCGAGGAGCUGGCACAGGCGCCUGCGACAUCAUCAGUACGGACCCUGGUCUCCCAGGCCGUCGCAGAGCUCCAUCUCGGCCGGACAGAGGAGGCGCAAGCCGCGCUGGACCAAGCGCUGAAGAAGGAGCCCGAGUAUGCGGAUGCUAUUGCGAACCUCCUGGUGUUGAGUGUAAUAACCGGGAAGAGCUCGGAGGAGCUGAUGAGCUCUCUGCAGAAGGCCGAUGCCGAGCAUCCGUUCUUGGUGGACCUGGCUGAGAAGAGCGACCUCUUUGAUAAAGCGGCAACGAAAUACAAGGCCAAGGCGGCCGCCUAAGUGCAUGUCUUGAAACCAUUCACGACUAACGAUACACACCAGAAACGCAUGAUGGCUUGGGAUGGCUUGGGAUGGUUUGGGGUAGACGAGUCCUUCGGCAUCACCCAGCCCCAGCUUUGCACCAGUACAGCAAGGAGCGGCCACUCAUACCGGUUUGAGAACUGGCGGCCGACACACCGCGUGCCCCUGAGAGCCAGCUCAUGAUAGAAUAUUUUGCCGUAGCUCAAGCGAGAUCAAAUGAGCCUGCAAUGCCGGCGGAGGCAAUUCUCUCCCAGAACAGCGUCAUUUCCAUUGGCACACCCAGUUAGAUGCAAGGUUAUGUGUGUUCUUGUCCUCAUUUCGAAGUUAGAAUACGAACUCGACUCGUCUCCAGCUUGACACUUGCCAAGCAUCACAUGCGAUUUCGAUCCACAACGGCGGAACAGGG